Messenger RNA from Rotaria sordida, 1095 nucleotides. The record is from the annotation of a GenBank genome assembly. NCBI's taxonomy places the organism in Eukaryota, Metazoa, Rotifera, Eurotatoria, Philodinida, Philodinidae.
AUGAAUACCAGAUCCAAUUUGGAUUUAAGCCGAACUCACGUUUCCGAAUUACAAUAUACAUCUCGUCGACAACCCAAAAGUAUAUUAACUCCUACAUCUAGUUCUAUUAUAACUACGACUACAACACAAUCUGCUGUUCAAUCUCAUGUCGAUAUUAAAUUACAAGAGACUGAUGCUUCACCAGUUGCCCUCAAGAACUUUGAUCUAUUACGCGAAUAUGAAAAUCAACGUUUAAGUGUUAUUAAAAUGUUAACACUCGAAGAAAUGAUGAACGUUGAUCAGUGGUUAUUAAGUUUAUAUAACACCUAUGAAGAAUUACGUUAUCCAUCAUGGUCCCGUGUAUCUGCUGCUAUACGCUAUUUUCAAGAAGAAGAACAACAAUGGUUUCAACAUUCCCAACAUGAAAUCAAUAAUGAUUGGCCUUGCUUUUGUAUGAAAUUAAAACAACAUAUUCAUCAUCGCCUACAAUCUUAUAAUGUUACUCCUGUUACAGAUAAAUCUAUUUCAUUUAUUAAUGAAUCAAAUCAAUUCAGACAAUUUAUUAACAAUAACUUCAUCGAAUACGCUGGUAAAGGUUAUGCCAACCAGUGGUUAUUGGAAACAGUUAAUAAAUUUCGAGAUUAUCAAUUAUCUGAACCUGAUCAACUUCAAAUUAUACCGUUAUUAUUGGAAGAUACAGCACUUAUUUGGUAUAAAGAGAAUGAAAAAUUAAUUAUUAGUAUUGAAAAAUUUCGUGAAUUAUUUCUUCAACAUUUUACAACCAUCUAUCCUAACUUCAUUAUGACUAAUUCAACACUUUCUUCUGAAUUAUCUCUUACAAUGGCUCGUGAAAUUAUUCAUACACCUAUUUAUUUUUCUGGUUUUAAGGAUGAUGUUAUUGAUUGGCUUGAAAAAAUUGAACAACGAUUUCGAAUGGCAAAUUGGGAUGAUGACAAUAAAUUACGAUAUAUUUCCAUACAUUUGCAAGAUGAUGCCUAUAAAUGGUGGAUCCAAGCAUCAAAAAGAAUUUCGACGUGGUCUGAUUUUGUUAAAGAUAUUACUCAAGCAUUUACAUCAGCCAAAUUGAAAGAAAUAGCAUUUGAACAAUUACGAUAG